UGGGUUAUGCGGCGGCGCAGGCGGCAGAGCGGUCUGCGUGGUGGAACAACAUCAUGUCUUCAAGGAAAUAAGAGGAGUGGGACCGUACUGGACUCAAACAUGGACUGAGUGUGUGUCUCCGUUCAAACAAACAACCCGUUUCUGAGAAGGAAGCCACCCCAAGCCUGCCCUGAGGAGUGUGCGCUUGGAGGAGUGUGCUUCUUCCCUGCUACUUCUCCAGCUUGAACACACACACAGGCAGGAUGUCUGUGAGAGAGCGACAGCGUCCUUGGUCUGUGUACAGAGCUUCCACGCUGGACCAUUCCUCUGAAAUGCUCAGCCUGGCACUGGCAGGGAACAGUCAGGACCCAGACGAGCCCGUGUUGGAGUUCAGCCUUGCCUGCAGUGAGCUGACGACACCGUGUUCGGACCGUAAACCCAACAGCUUUGUAGCUGUGAGCUGUACAACGCCACCUCAAGUCUUCUGGACCAAGUAUGCACAGACGGAGAUAAUCGAGGGCACGAUGAAUCCCAUCUUCUUAAGCAGUGUGGCCUUCUUCCAGGAUUCCUUCAUCAAUCAGCAGACGCAGAUCACACUCUCCGUGUACGACGUAAAGGACCGUUCACAAGGCACGAUGUAUUUAUUAGGCUCAGCGAUGUUCACAGUGAAAGAACUUCUGCAGGACAAGAACUACACACUCCACCUGCCACUAUGUUCGGCCGAGAACAAGCGUGUGGGGAAUAUCACAGUCAUCGCCUGGCAGCUGGAGGAGAAGAGGGAGCAGCGGGCACCACUUACCCAUCUACCAGAUACCAACAAUGGCAGGACGGUCCUUUCUGUCGAUGAGAGUCUGACAGAAUCAAUAGGAGUUCGAGCCAAAUAUGCCUCUUUAAGUAAAGACACGCUCCUGCGAUCAGUGUUUGGGGGAACCAUGUCUCGGAUGUACCGCUUCCCCACCACUGACGGGAAUCACUUGCGUAUUCUGGAGCAAAUGGCUGAGAGUGUGCUGUCUCUCAACGUCCCACGGCAGUUUGUCAAACUUCUGCUGGAAGAGGACUCUGCCAGAGUGUGUGAGCUGAAAGAGUUAGGAGAAUUAUCUCCAUGUUGGGAGAAUCUCCGGCGGCAGAUUGUAACACAAUACCAGAGCAUUAUUCUCACCUAUGAGGAAACACUGAAACACCUGCAGGACUACAAGGGCCCCUCGUUCAAAGCAAGCAACCUCAAAGCUGACAGGAAGCUGGAGUUCAUGUCCACUAACCUCCACAUGCAGAGGAUGAGAGUGCAGGACGACUCCGGGUUUGAUCACACAUACGACGUGGUGACGAUCGGCGCUCCAGCAGCUCACUGUCAGGGCUUUAAGAACAACGGCCUGCGCAAACUCAUCCAGAAAUUCGAGGAGGCCAAGAAACACAGUUCUCAGAGCAGCUCCCAGUCCAUCAUUUACAUUCCUCAGGAUAUCAUUCGAGCCAAAGAGAUCAUAGCACACAUAAACACUUUAAAGACUCAGGUCAGCUACUACGCCGAGCGUCUCUCCCGUGCCGCCAAGGAGCGCUCCGCCAACGGCCUGGAGAGAACACUCACAAUACUGGCAGACAAGACGCGGCAGCUUGUGACGGUGUGUGACUGUAAGCUACUGGCAUCGGCUGUGCAGGCCCUAAACGCCGCCAGGCCAGAGUAUAUCGCCUCUAAGAACUCACCUUCAGCCGAUUCAGAGCACGUGGUACUACGCAAUGACCAGGACACACUGCUAGCCAAGUGGAGCAACAACUGCUCAUCCCUGCACGCCGACUGGCACGAAGAAGAAUGGGAGAAGGUGUGGGUGAAUGUGGAUAAAAGUCUGGAGUGCAUCAUCCAGAGGGUGGAUAAGCUCUUACAGCGAGAACGAUUGCGCAGCAGCAGCAGCGAGGACAUGUUCCAGGCCGACCAACAGAACGCUGUUCCUAAAAAAGGUAACGAGAGGUGUCACGCGUUCUGGAUCAACCCAGUCUGCACAAAUGACUGUCCAUCAGCAGCUUCACCGGAACAGACUUCUUCAUCUUCAUCACCACCUUCACCUUCAUCCUCAUCAUCAUCACUGCCUGCUCUGAACCCUGCAUGCCCCCUUAAUCCAGAAAUUCAAGUCUAUGCCAGUAACAGCAGAGAGGAGAGUUACCCAGGUGAGUGGAGUGAGGCACUGUAUCCGCUGCUAACAACGCUAACAGAGUGUGUGGCAAUGAUGAGCGACAAGGCAAAAAAGUCAAUGGUGUUUCUUCUAAUGCAAGACCGAGCACCGACUAUCGCCAUGGACCUUAGUGUGCAGUACCGCCGAGACGUGGUCUUCUGCCAGACACUUACUGCUCUUAUAUGCGGCUUUAUUAUUAAACUGAGGAAUUGUCUCCGUGAUGACGGUUUUCUAAGGCAGUUAUACACCAUUGGACUGCUUGCUCAGUUUGAAAGUCUACUGAGUACCUACGGAGAGGAGCUAGCGAUGCUUGAGGACAUGAGUGUGGGGAUCAUGGACCUAAGGAACGUGACGUUUAAGGUGACACAGGCUUUGUCAACAUCCUCUCCAGACAUGCUACCUGUGAUCACAGGGAACCGCGACGGCUUUAAUGUGCGCAUUCCACUGCCAGUGACCAUGUUCGAUGCGUUGCCACGGGAGAUUCAGAACGGCAUGCUACUGCGCGUACAGCCUGUUCACUUUAACGUCGGCAUCAACGAACAGCAGACGAUAGCUGAGAAGAUUGGAGACACGUCUUUGCAGGAGAUCAUUAAUUCUGAGAGUCUGGGACGUCUGAACUCCUACUACGAACAGUUCAAGGAGGUGUUACCAGAUGACUGUCUCCCUUGUUCCCGUAGUCAGACUUGUCUUCCAGAGCUCUUGCGCUUCCUUGGUCAGAAUGUUCACGCCAGGAAAAACAAGAACGUUGACAUCCUCUGGCAGGCUGCAGAGAUCUGUCGACGGCUGAAUGGUGUACGUUUUACAAGCUGCAAGAGUGCGAAGGACCGCACAGCCAUGUCAGUCACGCUGGAGCAGUGUCUCAUCCUGCAGCACGAGCACGGCAUGGCACCACAGGUCUUCACUCAGGCCCUCGACUGCAUGCGGAGUGAGGGUUGCCGACGUGAGAACACGGUGAAGAACGUCGGAAGCCGCAAGUACGCUUUCAACAGUUUCCAGCUGAAGACUUUCCCUAGGCAUUACCGCCCUCCUGAGGGGACGUUCGGAAAAGUGGAGACGUGAGCAUGACUUCCAGGCUUGUGCUAAACAGAAAUUAGUCCGAAGUGGAUGAGUUCAUCAUAGACAAAUCACUGUGUAGCUGGUAUGUAAAAUAUGCUGUAGUCAAUCCUGAUUUCUCACUGAUAUCGGUAUUGGUGAAUCUUACAAGACACUCACUUAUCCUGCAUAUAAUUGUUCCUGAUUUCUGAUCCCAUAUUGAAAUAAAAUCAUUGGCUUUAAAUAACAUGAUUUCCAGAUUGUUACAGCAUUGCCAAAAUCGUACAGCUUUGGGAGGGGGAAUCUUUUUCCCUACGUAAAUAUUCUCAAUAUUAUUAGCAUUUAAGAACAGUUCGGUCCAAAAUUUAGAGCUAUAUAUAUUUUUUUUAUACAAUUCCCUCGUCUAAUUAUUACAUGCUUGGUGGCCUGGGGGAAAAAAUCCUUCAUGUGGUGACUUUUUGCAUUUCUGACAAUUACUGUGUUACCCAAAUUGAACAGUCAGUAGGGAGGAAGAAAAAAAUACUUUUUUUAGUCUUUCUAGUAUCUUCUCCUGAGGUAAAAAUCGUAGCCUCAUCAUCAUCAUCUGCCUCAUGCUGAAAUUGUUUUACUGGCAAUUAGAGCUAUGUUAUUUCAUUUAUUUUGCAGUUGUGGUCGAUUCAAUUUAUUGAAUUAUUUUCAAUUCAGAAUCAAUUCACAUUUCUUAAAUUAUUAAAGUAAAUACACAAAUGUAAAAAGGUCUAAAGUUGAAGGUUUUUUUUUUUCAAAUAUACAAGAGCCUCAGUAGAAAAUAUCAACCGUAUGCAUAUUUUGCUUAUACUUGUCUUUUGGAAGCAUAUAGCAUUUAUUUUUUGAGUUUAUGGGAGCCUGGUGCAAUAUCGGCCCCUAAUGGACUGGAUUUUGGUGCAGAAGAUAAAAAAGGUAAUAACUUUGUACAAGACAUUUUUAACAAUCAGUCAAAUUUAUAAGACAUGACAUUUAAACAAUCAGUCACACAAGUUGCACACAUUUUUUAAUUCCAGUAUUUAUAAUUUUAGUGUUAUCGAAUUGAAAAUCACAAUGGCCGCAAAUCUAAUUGGCUCAACGCUUUGAGAGAGUUCCAGAGCUCUAUCAGCAAAUUUUGCCAUUUAAAUUUUUUACAAAUACUAUUUUAUGAUUUAGACUGUUUACAGACUGAACCCCUUCUUUUUCUGUUUGGUGUUUAACCACUGACUUGUUAUUCCCUGUGUUAGGAAAGGAUAUGUAAGUAUUUGUUAAGUUGAUUAAAACAUCAUCUUUGGUUCUGUUUUGGGCUGUUUUGCCAGGAAUUCAAUCACAGUACCCUCUGAUGGGUUUUUCCAUCCCACCAUGCAGCCAUUCGUUUAUAUCAAUUUACUACAAACAAAUAAAAUUUAGUUUUGUAUGCAAUUUAUGUCCAUAUCCAUUCAGUACUUAUUCACACAUAGUUUGCUUCAUCUUUCAAUAAUCUUAUUAGACUAUAAUGGGAAAAAAAAAACAGUGCUUGGUAAUAAACUGUUUCCUACUACGUUACAGCCCAUUAGAGUGAAGAGGGCUUUAUAAAUACUCAGCGCACUUUUUGUGCGUCUUAAAACCCCUCACACUCACUACUUCCUGUAUUGCCCAGUAUAUAUAAAAGGUACACCCCAGGCAAUGUUCCCAGAUAAAAUUAUGCAAUAAAGGUACAAGCCACAUGGCCUUGUUUGCACCACCCCAACAAAUCUUAAUAUAGGAUGUAGUAUGGAUUUAAAAUAAAUCAAAUUAGUUAAUUCUAAUUAAAUAGAAAUUUAUAAUACUAUCAUAGUCAUAGUAUAUUAUGUCUUGCUUUAUUCUGAGUAUCUUGGAUGAGGUUUUAUUUGAAUUCCUGUUUUCUAAAUCAGAGAUAUUCAGUGGCAUCUCAGGAUUAUUACUGAUUAUUUACUCAGACUCGUAUACUGUAUCUGUGUCAUAGUCAUAUAAUAAAUCUAUUAUAUUUAGAGCUAUAUUUAAAUGUUUGAGGAAGUGAUUGUCUGAAUUUGUUAAGAACAUGGGAUGCAUUAUGUUGUUUAACAACUAAAAAGUCAUUCGUCCGAUUCAUGCUGUUCUCCAGAUCUCAGAAAUGCCUGAUUUAAUUUCAUUAAAAUAUCAUAGGAUUGACAGUUGCUGCAGCAGUUUGCCUGAAUGCAUAUUUUCAGAAAUCAUAUCAGAAAGUAUCUCAUUCGCCUACAUGUUCAUCUGCAAACCCUUUCCACAAAGCGUAACUCACUACUAUCAUUUUUUAUUUGGCACCAUGUUACCGUAUGAACCUCAGCUGGCAGCGCGUCAGCCCGACUGUGAAAUGCAAGUUCAGCAUUGUUGCAUUCGUUAUUCUUCAUUUUACUUGAUGCUUUUUUAAAAAAUUAUUAUUAUUAUUAUUCAUGCAUUUUGUAUUGUUGCUGUUGUUAUUUUUACACACGUUAAUGGGUUCCGGUGCAUAUAGUUUAUAAAACCUAAUGUAUUGAAAAGAUUAUGUUCCCAGAUAUUUGAAUUUGAUUUGUAUUUAUUCCUGUAAACUUGUAUCUUUUAUGAAGCUAAGAUGUACAAUGUGUACAAUGAAUUUUGCUGUAUAAUAAGCUGUCACGAUGCAAUUAAAAAGAAAAUUAGCUGCCA
Messenger RNA from Clarias gariepinus (North African catfish), 5795 nucleotides. RefSeq names its product inositol polyphosphate-4-phosphatase type I Ab (gene inpp4ab). Gene Ontology annotation, molecular function: phosphatidylinositol-3,4-bisphosphate 4-phosphatase activity. Lineage: Eukaryota; Metazoa; Chordata; Actinopteri; Siluriformes; Clariidae. The coding region runs from base 243 to 3200 and encodes 985 amino acids. The transcript is spliced from 23 exons. Gene Ontology annotation, cellular component: cytoplasm. The record is from RefSeq and is a predicted model, not a curated record.